AGAGGGGCCGUCACCGCCAACAAGGAGGUGGAGGGCCCGCGAGCCCGGUGUUGGAGACACUGCCGCCAUCCUUUUCUCCUGGACUGCUGUCCUCCUAGACACGCUCGUCGCCUAAGGAUCCUCCCCUCCCAGCUCUUGCAAACCCCGAACUCGUCGCCUGCUGAUUCUCUUUCACCACAAGUUCACAGAGGAGGCAGCAGUGAGGUGUCCGAUUUGGACACGUGAGUCCUGCGAUCCCCGGAAUUGGGGAGCCUCAUCCUCCCCCUGCAGGUAUGAAGACCCCUCACAAAAAGGCAGCUGCAGGGCAGCAAACCAGGGAAAUUGUCGAUGGCCACAACAGGCCUGCAAGUAUGAGGAAGAAAAAGACUUCUCAAAAGAAGCAGAGAGGUAGACCUUCCUCCCAGCCCCACAGGAACAUCGUGGGCUGCAGAAUUUCACACGGAUGGAAGGAAGGCAAUGAGAGCGUCACCCAGUGGAAAGGAACCGUUCUGGAUCAGGUGCCUAUAAAUCCUUCUCUUUAUCUGGUGAAAUAUGAUGGAAUUGACUGUGUCUAUGGACUGGAACUUCACAGAGAUGAAAGGAUUUUAAAGCUUAAAAUCCUUCCUGAUAAGGUACCAUUUUCUCGAGUCAGAGAUGUUCACCUUGCAAACACCAUAAUUGGUAAAGCUGUGGAACAUAUGUUUCAGGGUGAGCAUGGCUCUAAGGAUGGAUGGAGGGGGAUGGUCUUAGCCCAAGCACCCAUCAUGAAAGCCUGGUUUUAUAUUACCUAUGAGAAAGAUCCUGUCUUGUACAUGUACCAGCUUUUAGAUGAGUAUGAAGAAGGAGACCUCUGUAUCAUGCCAGAGUCCAGUGACUCUUCUCCAAAAGAGAGGGAGUCAGAAGGAGUUAUAGAUGACCUCAUAGGUAAACAUGUAGAAUAUACCAAAGAAGAUGGCUCCAAAAGGACAGGCAAAGUCAUUCACCAAGUUAAAGCCAAGCCUUCUGUUUAUUUCAUCAAGUUUGAUGAUGAUUUCCAUAUCUAUGUGUAUGAUUUGGUGAAAAAGUCUUAACUGUUAGGGUAAACUUUAUCACACGUGUGAAGACAAAUGUAUGAUUUGGAGACACACAGAAAAUAUUACUUUUCAGUGUACUGAAAGCAUAGGGGUCCCUAAUAACCCAUCAUCUUUGCCAGCAUAACUGUUGUUUUGUCCUGAAAAAUACAAAUUUAUGUGGCCAUG
Messenger RNA from Kogia breviceps (pygmy sperm whale), 1217 nucleotides. RefSeq names its product spindlin-2. Gene Ontology annotation, biological process: gamete generation; regulation of DNA-templated transcription. Gene Ontology annotation, cellular component: cytosol; nucleoplasm. Lineage: Eukaryota; Metazoa; Chordata; Mammalia; Artiodactyla; Physeteridae. The record is from RefSeq and is a predicted model, not a curated record.